AUGCCUCCCAAAACUUCCAAAUAUCCAGCUCCUCAGAAAGUAACAUAUACAUCAAAAGACAUACCCAUUCCAGAUUCGUUUCUGUCCUCCCCUUCUACAACGCCGAUUACAAGUACUCACAUCGACUUUGCAAACUCUCCUCUUCCGCAAUAUGACGGGCACACCGCUAUCGUUCUAGACAACGUUCUCUCACCCGAGGAAUGCAAAGAACUUCUUUCCCUAGCUGAACAGUCCGUGGAGGGCGAUGAAGCGUGGCAACCCGCUUUGGUAAGUGGUGGAAAUGGCUACGAGGCUCGUGCGCCGGGUUAUCGUGAGAGUGAUCGUAUAAUCUGGGAUCAACAAACCAUUGUCGAUCGGCUUUGGGAACGAUGUCUCGAAGCAGAUGGGUUAAGAGAUCUUUUGGCUGUCGCUCCACAUGAAACUUGGAUGAAAGGUGGGAAAUGGGUGUUUAGCCGGUUGAACGAUAGGAUGCGAUUCCUAAAGUAUUCGCCUGGACAGUUCUUCAAGCCGCACUGCGAUGGUGCUUAUUACUACACCGAAGGUCCAGGAAAGGAAUUCGAGACAUUCUACACUCUCCAUCUCUAUCUCAACGACUCCGUCGAGAACGAUCCUACAUCAGACCUUCAAGGCGGCGCAACAUCCUUCCUCGACAGAAAAGGCGAGAAAAGGGUCGAUGUAAACCCCAAAGCCGGCAGCGUUCUCAUCUUCCAACACAAGGGACUCUUCCAUGAAGGAGCAUUAGUGAAAAAGGGAAUCAAGUACACCAUGAGAACAGAUAUUCUGUACGAAUGGAUCCCUGAUAAAGAUGCGGAAGAAAAACCAGAGACAAAGGCACCAUGGUGGGAAUAA
Messenger RNA from Fusarium coffeatum, 849 nucleotides. RefSeq lists its product as uncharacterized. Gene Ontology annotation, molecular function: iron ion binding; L-ascorbic acid binding; procollagen-proline 4-dioxygenase activity. Bases 1 to 849 code for a protein of 282 amino acids. Gene Ontology annotation, cellular component: endoplasmic reticulum. Gene Ontology annotation, biological process: peptidyl-proline hydroxylation to 4-hydroxy-L-proline. NCBI's taxonomy places the organism in Eukaryota, Fungi, Ascomycota, Sordariomycetes, Hypocreales, Nectriaceae. The transcript has 2 exons. The record is from RefSeq and is a predicted model, not a curated record.